Helobdella robusta is the source of this 231-nucleotide messenger RNA. RefSeq lists its product as hypothetical. Gene Ontology annotation, molecular function: RNA binding. Lineage: Eukaryota; Metazoa; Annelida; Clitellata; Rhynchobdellida; Glossiphoniidae. The transcript has a single exon. The record is from RefSeq and is a predicted model, not a curated record. The annotation marks the transcript as partial.
GCAACUACAGAAGAAAUAAAAAAACAUUUUGAUCGUUGCGGAUUUAUCGUCAGAGCAACAAUUUUAUCUGAUAAAUGUAGUGGGAAUCCGAAAGGAUUUGCGUACAUCGAAGUCUCGAAUGAUCGUUCAGUGGAGCUGGCUUUGGCAUUGAACAAUUCAAUUAUACAAGACCGGCUGAUCAUAGUGAAUGUUAAAAGAAAAAACAUUCGAAAAACAACAUGUACGGACUAA